Molecule: messenger RNA, 886 nt
Organism: Vanrija pseudolonga
Lineage: Eukaryota; Fungi; Basidiomycota; Tremellomycetes; Trichosporonales; Trichosporonaceae
Gene: NAS6
Product: putative 26S proteasome regulatory subunit p28
Exons: 5
Coding region: 70-753 (227 amino acids)
Molecular function (GO): protein binding
Source: RefSeq, a predicted model, not a curated record
CGAGAAUCUGAAUAACAGAACCCAAUCUUCCCUUUCAACUGACUGCUUUACAAUCAACUCACUCUGAAAAUGUCAAGCCUGAGCAUUCACCGUGCAGCACAGGAAGGCCAGCCAGGUCUCAUCCGCUCGCUCCUGUCCGAGACCCCCGCCGCCAUCAACUCUAAAGACGACGACGGCCGCACACCACUCCACUGGGCCGCGUCAGCCAACAACCUCGGCGUGACGCAGCUGCUCCUCUCGCACUCGCCAGACCUCGAAGCCCGCGACGCACUCGGAUGGACACCGCUCACUGUCGCCGCCGCGUCGGGCCAGCUCGAGAACGCCACGGCGCUGCUCGACGCCGGCGCCAAGGUUGACGCGGCCAACGACAAGGGUCAGACGGGGCUGCACUACGCGGCCUCCAAGGGCAACGUGUCGAUCAACGCACGCGACCGCGCAAACCAGCACCCGCUUCACCGCGCCGCGACGACAGGCAACGCCGGCUUCCUCGGCAUCCUGCUCAACCCCCCGCCAGGCCGCCCCAAGACGCGUCUUAACACGCAGGACCGAGCUGGCAACACGCCCCUCCACCUGGCAUUUGAGAGCGGUCACGGCGACGCGGCAGUGACGCUUAUCGAGGCUGGUGCGGACCGCGAGAGGACUAAUGUCGACGGCGAGGUCCCCGAGGAGAUUGACGGCGUGGGAGGACAGGAGCAGAAGAAUGUCCGUGCGUACGUCGUUUCCAAGGUCGGUGUCCGCGACUCGUUGGACUAGAGUAUAUAUAGAGGUCGGUGGGGUGCCCGUUUGGCAGCAUGUACUUGUGAUUAGCGGGCGUCCGUGGACCGACUCUAGCGUCGUUGAGCCAGUCUAGCGCGAGCUCGCCGAUCAGCGUGGCCCAGCUCUAAGC